Molecule: messenger RNA, 1716 nt
Organism: Cordyceps militaris CM01
Lineage: Eukaryota; Fungi; Ascomycota; Sordariomycetes; Hypocreales; Cordycipitaceae
Product: Protein phosphatase 2C
Exons: 2
Coding region: 1-1716 (571 amino acids)
Biological process (GO): protein dephosphorylation
Molecular function (GO): cation binding; protein serine/threonine phosphatase activity
Source: RefSeq, a predicted model, not a curated record
AUGUUUGGAGGCUCCAACUCCAACUCCAACUCGAUAGAUUCAAACGUCGAUCCCAACCCCGCCUCUGACCGCACGUCUCCCUCCCCCAACGGCACUGCUCCCCAGCCCAUUGCCGUAGCUGCCACCAAGACGACCGACCAGCCAGCCAGUGGUGAGAAGCGCCACACCAAUGGGAGUCCGCCCACCAGGCAGGAUAACGGCGGCUCUACAGACAAGAAACGCCGAAGCAGCAGCGUGAGCAGCAAGGCCAGCAGUUUCCUCGCCUCAGCCCGAAGCUCGUUUGGCUUCUCUCCAAGCUCCCGCCAGAGCCCCGACAUGGCCUCUCCCAUUCAGAAACUCGCCAAGCAGGACCCGGCCCUGGCCGUCCCCCAGGGCCACCAAAACAACUCGGCCGGCGAUUCUGUCCCCGGCCCCAAGUCCACCUUUCGCGUCGGUGUCUGGGAAGACCGCAAUAGAAAAUGUCGCCGUACCAUGGAAGAUACCCAUGCUUUUCUUUACAAUUUUAUCGAUGCCCAAGCCGUUGACGCCACCACCACCGCCAAGUCGGACAAGUCCUCCACCGAUGCGUCAAGUACCGAAGUCGCCGAGUCUGACAAUGGAUAUUUUGCCAUCUUUGAUGGCCACGCCGGUACCUUUGCCGCCGACUGGUGCGGAAAGAAGCUCCACCUUGUUCUCCAAGAUAUUGUCAAGAAGAACCCCAAUGCCCCCCUACCCGAGCUUCUCGACCAGACAUUUACGAGUUGCGACGCCCAGCUAGAAAAGCUUCCUCUUAAAAACAGCGGAUGUACUGCUGCUAUUGCCGUAUUGCGUUGGGAGAAGCGCUCUGCCAGUGACCGCCAUCAUGUUGCCGUUCCCACCAUUGCCAUGCCCGCCGCCAAGAAUGGCAAGCUCGCCGAGCCCAACAGUGAUGUGGAAAAAGCCAAUUCGGCCGACAAGGAGGCCCCUACCCCGGGGCCGUCAAAACCUCAGCUGAACAAACAGCGCGUUCUAUACACUGCCAACGUCGGCGAUGCCCGCAUUAUUUUAUGUCGUAACGGCAAGGCUCUUCGCUUGUCAUACGACCACAAGGGCAGCGAUGAGAAUGAGGGUAAACGCAUUUCCAAUGCUGGUGGUUUAAUUUUGAAUAACCGCGUCAAUGGCGUCUUGGCCGUCACUCGCGCCCUCGGCGAUGCCUACAUGAAGGACCUUGUGACUGGGCAUCCCUACACCACCGAGACUGUCAUCCAACCCGAGCUCGACGAAUUUAUCAUUAUUGCUUGCGAUGGGCUCUGGGACGUAUGCGGCGAUCAAGAAGCCGUGGAUCUCGUCCGCAAUAUGCAGGACCCCACCGCCGCCUCCAAGCUCCUUGUCGAGCACGCCCUCAACCAUCUCAGCACCGACAACCUGUCCUGCAUGGUCGUCCGCCUCGACAAGGACGCGAUGCAGCAAGCUAGCAAGGGCGUCGCCGACGCCGCCACCGAGACGGCCGCUGGCAAGACGACUGCCGAGGCGGACAAGAUUGUCGCUGAGACGAAGCAGAAGAUCACCGACAGCUCAGGCACUAAUAGCGGCCGCGGAUACGACGGUACUGACGAAGACUUUGUGCCCACCACCCUGCACGAGCCCGUCGUCGAGGAGGACAUUGCCGUCGUCGACGGCGAGGACACCGAGGUAACGCGCGCUGGCGAGGACACGCCCGUACAAGAAAAGCCCGCCAAGGGCGGUACUGUACUCUAG